Messenger RNA from Cinclus cinclus, 4275 nucleotides. It is a transcript of the gene DNAJC10, whose product is annotated as DnaJ heat shock protein family (Hsp40) member C10. NCBI's taxonomy places the organism in Eukaryota, Metazoa, Chordata, Aves, Passeriformes, Cinclidae. Gene Ontology annotation, molecular function: disulfide oxidoreductase activity. The transcript has 21 exons. Gene Ontology annotation, biological process: protein folding in endoplasmic reticulum. Gene Ontology annotation, cellular component: endoplasmic reticulum. The record is from RefSeq and is a predicted model, not a curated record. The coding region runs from base 1 to 2427 and encodes 808 amino acids.
AUGGAGUUUUUAGCAUCCAAAGGAGAUUAUGUUAGAUAUUUCAAAAGGCCUUUACUGCUAGUUUUAGUAUGUGUAAUAGUUCUUGUGUGCACUGAUCAGGACUACUAUAGUUUACUUGGAGUAUCCAAAGAAGCAAGUAGUAGAGAAAUACGACAAGCAUUCAAAAAGCUGGCAUUAAAGUUGCACCCUGAUAAAAAUCAGAAUGAUCCAAAUGCACAUGACAAUUUUUUGAAAAUAAAUAGAGCAUAUGAAGUACUUAAAGACGAAGAUCUACGGAAGAAGUAUGAUAAAUAUGGAGAGAAGGGUCUCGAAGAUCAGCAGCAAGGAGGUCGUUACGAGAGCUGGCACUUCUAUCGCUAUGAUUUUGGUAUUUAUGACGAUGAUCCUGAAAUUAUAACAUUGGAUAGAGGAGAAUUUGAUGCUGCUGUUAACUCAGGAGAACUGUGGUUUGUGAAUUUUUAUUCUCCUCGAUGCUCCCACUGCCAUGAUUUAGCACCUACGUGGAGAGAAUUUGCUAAGGAGCUGGAUGGAGUGAUACGCAUUGGAGCUGUGAACUGUGGAGAUAACAGAAUGCUGUGUCGAAUUAAAGGGAUUAACAGCUACCCCAGCCUGUACGUUUUCAAAACUGGAAUGCAACCAGUGAAAUAUUAUGGAGACAGGUCAAAAGAGAGCUUGAAGAACUUUGCCAUGCAGUAUGUUACAAGCACAGUCACUGAGUUAUGGGCAGGAAAUUUUGUAAAUGCCAUUGAAACUUCAUUUGCUUCUGGUGUUGGUUGGCUGAUCACCUUCUGUGCUGAACGUGGGGAUUGCUUGAGUUACCAAACCCGCCUUAAGCUAGCUGGCAUGUUGGAAGGUCUUGUUAAUGUGGGCUGGAUGGACUGUGGCACCCAGGGUGAGCUUUGUGAUAAUUUAGAUGUCUCAUCUAGUACAACUGCAUACUUUCCACCUGGAGCCACCAUAAAUAACAAAGAGAAAGGAGGUGUUUUGUUUCUUAACUCCUUGGAUGCCAAAGAAAUUUAUCAGGAAGUAAUGCAGCAUCUACCAGACUUUGAAAUCAUCUCUGCAGCAUCAUUAGAGGACCGUCUGGCUCAUCACCGGUGGCUGCUUUUCUUCCAGUUUGGGGAGGGUGAUAAACCAAAUGUGCAGGAAUUUAAGAAACUUAAAUUUUUACUUAAAGAUGAGCAUAUUCAGGUUGGGAAGUUUGACUGUCUUUCUUCACCAACCAUCUGCAACAAACUAUAUGUUUAUCAGCCUUGUUUAGCAGUCUUCAAAGGAAAGGGAACUGGAGAUUAUGAAAUUCAUCAUGGAAAGAAGAUCUUGUAUGACAUUGUUGCAUUUGCCAAAGAAAGUGUGAACUCCCAUGUCAUCACACUGGGACCUCAGAAUUUUCCUGACAAAGAUAAGGAACCAUGGCUUGUGGAUUUCUUUGCACCAUGGUGUCCUCCUUGUCGAGCUUUGUUACCAGAGCUGAGAAAAGCAUCUAAACAUCUUUAUGGUCAGCUUAAAUUUGGAACACUAGACUGUACUGUCCAUGAAGGCCUUUGCAACAUGCAUAACAUUCGAGCUUACCCAACAACAGUUGUGUUCAAUCAGUCUGAUGUUCAUGAGUAUGAAGGACAUCACUCUGCUGAGCAGAUCUUGGAGUUUAUAGAGGAUCUUAGGAAUCCAUCGGUGGUCUCCCUGACACCAGAGACAUUUGCUGAAUUAGUUCAGAGAAGAAAACGAGAGGAGAUCUGGAUGGUGGACUUCUACGCUCCAUGGUGUGGACCUUGUCAGGCUUUAAUGCCAGAAUGGAAGAAAAUGGCCAGGAUGUUAAGUGGAUUAAUCAGUGUAGGCAGCGUGGACUGUCAAAAAUAUUAUUCUUUCUGUCACCAAGAAAGUAUUCGGGGGUAUCCUGAAAUCAGGCUCUUUCCUCAAAAAUCAAACACAGCUCAGCAAUACUAUAGCUACAAUGGAUGGCACAGAGAUGCCUAUUCACUCAGAGGCUGGGCAUUGGGAUAUUUACCACAGGUGUCUGUAGACCUCACCCCUCAGAGUUUCAUAGAAAAAGUUCUGAAUGGGAAAGAUCAUUGGGUCAUCGAUUUUUAUGCUCCUUGGUGUGGACCUUGCCAAAAUUUUGCUCCUGAAUUUGAGAUGCUUGCAAGGGCCAUUAAAGGAAAAGUAAAAGCUGGAAAAAUAGACUGUCAGGCAUAUGGUCACACCUGUCAGAAUGCUGAUAUCAGAGCCUAUCCUACUGUUAAGUUUUACCCCUACCAAGGAACAAAGAAAAGUGUUCUUGGGGAAUAUAUAGAUAGCAGAGAUGCAAAAGGUAUAGCUGACCUUUUGAAUGAAAAACUAGAAGCAAUGGAAAACAAAGGAAAAAGAAAAAAAUCUAGAAAUAAGGUAAGAACACUUACUGUGGAGCCUUUUGCAAAAGACUUGAUGUAAAUAAUAACUGUUUAAAAUUAUAUUCUUCAUCUGUAGUAUUAAAUGCUAAUUACAGAGGCAGGAGUAGGUAAACUUAAGAUAUUAACACACAGCUACUAAAUACCCUGAAUGCUGCUUAAGAAAUGUUUGUCCAACUGAAAAAUUAGUGCUACUGAAGACUUUAAAACUAUGAAGAAAAUACUUUUGUCUGUGCUUUCAGAGAAACUCCCAUUGUUUAUUUUCUUGUCACUAGGAUGAACUCUAACUGGUACUGAAGGUAGAUACAACUCAAAAUAUUCUGAAGCUGUGAAGAUAGAAGACACCACAAGGAAAAUAUAAGGAUAGUUACCCUGAUGACAGGACAAGACACAGGAAAAGAAGUUUGAGUUCACAGGCAUACAUGACUGCAUGAGUUCUCUUCAACUGUGGGGAGAUGAGAACAUUUUGGUUUUGGUGGAGGCAGUGUUUCUGCAUGUCCCUCUUCCAACAGACCAGCUACUUUCCUCCUGGCCAAACGCUGGAGUUGACCAGAAAUGUGGACUCAUCACUUUUGCCUACCCAUUUACUAGUUCCUUAUAUUUUUUUCUGUCUCUUCUCAAAUGCUUUUUGAAUGUGGCCCUCAGCCUGUGGCUGAAUAUGCACUCAAACCACUCUGCAAUGCAGAACAUAAUGACAGAUUGUCUAUUUGAAAGACAAACAGUUGUACCUGAUGCUUAUUCUGCUUUGGGGUUGCAUUAUUGUCUAGUUAAUGGUUAAGAAAUAAAAUCAAGAAGUGGUAGGAGGAUAUGUUUAUUGAAUUAAAUUGCUCUUGCCCUCGAGUGGAUUACUCUGUUGUGGCAGUGGUGAUGCUGCCUGGAUGAAGAGAACUUUGAAGAGCUGCUUUAGUCGCUUGGUUUGGUUUUGGGAUUGUGUUCAUUUAUUUUUUUUUUAAGUAAGAAAGAAAAAAAGUCAUUCAUACGUGGUGUUGACUUUCAAAGUUUAAAUUAUGCAAUAGAAGCAUCUGGUUAAGUCAUGAGAUCACUUUUAUCACUGUCUUUUUAAAUAUGAAUAUAUUCUGUGAACAUAUUUGACCUCUUUUGGCAUUACCACUUUCCCUUUCACUGCAGAUAUGUUUUUAGGUGGUUUCUUUUGUGUUUGUUUUUAUAAAAUUAUCAGGCAAGCAGGAGAGCAAGUGCCUUCUUUAAUUUAAGAAUGAACACUGUACACUGCAAUGUCUCCUCCUACUUCUUAAUAGAAUUCCUGCUCUAAAGAGUAAUAUUUUUCAGAGCUUCUCCAAAGACAAGAAAAAUUACAGAAGACAAUGAAAUGUCUGCAAACAACUAUUUCAUGAUUUCAGUAAAAUGCUCCCUAGACUUUGACAGAUGGAAUUUCCUCCCUGCUCUCUAUGUAUUUAGACCUAGCUCUCUAUCUAUUUAGACCUAGCAUUGACUGGUCAGUGUAUUACAAGUAUUACAAAUUUGUAAAUGCAGUGUAAUUGACAAGUAACUUAUUUCAUAAAGAAGGCAGCAAGAAGUGAAGAGAUACAAGUAACUGAGACCUUCAGCUGUUUUUUUUCCCCCUAUUUUCAGGGUUGCCUCUACUGAUUUGUCAUUUUUGCAGCAUAUUAUUCUAAGAACGAAGAGACUGUUGCCUUGUUUUUGUUUUUUUAUAAUGAAGUAGACCUUCCUACAUCCAAAUUUAACUUCAAACUCAAUCACUGUCACCAUUUAAAAUUUUGAACUGUUUUUGGUCAGUUUUUGCAUAUCACUGUAACUAUAGUUCCCACCUUCUCUGCUCUUCUUGGAGAAUGAGGUCCAGGAAAAGUUUGAAACAUAUUUAAGCUAUGGGGAAGAGGAUUUAGUUUAAAUAUCAAUAAAGUUAAUUUUGAAG